AGGCAGCUGGAAGGUUAUCCACGUGGAGCAUUGUGUCGACAACGAUAAGUAUCCGUACCAGUUUCAGUUUAACCGGAGGAAGGUCAACCGGACCCAUGAUGGCUUCAACGGAUGGAUGUAUUUGGACAGGGACCUAGAUGAAACUUUUGGGGUCCGCGUUGAGAUAUGCAAACACGUGGACGGCGGCUGCAAGCCCUCUUUAUUAUUGAAAGACGACUGCUACUGUAAUUUCGCUGAGAAAUACGCCAAAGAAAACAUAGAAGAUUGCUUGGUCACUUCCAUGGACAUGAGCCCACGCGGCAACCACUCGAUAUCGAACUACGUGUUCAAUUACGCGGAGCUGCCCGAGCAAGGCAUGUAUGGCAAGUUGGGCGUGGAGGUGUACAUACUGGACGGAGACGAGAAGAUCGGCUGUGUUCAACUCACCGUUAACUUCGAGAAUCUCGAUGACAACUAA
Messenger RNA from Ostrinia nubilalis (European corn borer), 457 nucleotides. RefSeq lists its product as uncharacterized. NCBI's taxonomy places the organism in Eukaryota, Metazoa, Arthropoda, Insecta, Lepidoptera, Crambidae. The transcript is spliced from 3 exons. The coding region runs from base 116 to 457 and encodes 113 amino acids. The record is from RefSeq and is a predicted model, not a curated record.